AUGGUCAACAGGCGGAUUAAGAGGAAUUUUGAAGAACGUCUAAUUGCCCAUACUUUCGUACUGCAACACAUACCGGUAUUUCAAACAAAGCCAAAGCGCACAUGGCACCGCAAAAGAGUGUGGCGCAAGGACGACCCACAAACACGAGUUGAGGGAGACCCCAGUGUAAACAACCUUCAUGAACGGCCAACAAAGGCCAAGAUCGAUUCAAAGCCAAAUAAAAAGCGCACAUGGCACUGCAAUAGAGUGUGGCGCAAGGACGACCCACAAACACAGGUCGAAGAAGAUCACAGGGUCAAGGACAUUCCUGACCGGCCAACUAAGGUCAAUGUCAAUGAUCAACUACAAAAUGAUGAGAAAUUAGUAAAGGAGCCACACAGAAAGUCUGGGCCUCGAAGGUGGCGCUAUAACAGAAUAUUGCGGAGAGACUUUGUCUGGAAGAAAGAGGUGAAUAACAUACAACUUUUUGUCUUUUAA
Molecule: messenger RNA, 477 nt
Organism: Magallana angulata
Lineage: Eukaryota; Metazoa; Mollusca; Bivalvia; Ostreida; Ostreidae
Exons: 6
Coding region: 1-477 (158 amino acids)
Source: RefSeq, a predicted model, not a curated record